Molecule: messenger RNA, 1080 nt
Organism: Quercus lobata
Lineage: Eukaryota; Viridiplantae; Streptophyta; Magnoliopsida; Fagales; Fagaceae
Gene: AGL26
Product: tRNA (cytidine(34)-2'-O)-methyltransferase
Exons: 7
Coding region: 83-880 (265 amino acids)
Biological process (GO): wobble position ribose methylation
Molecular function (GO): RNA binding; RNA methyltransferase activity
Source: RefSeq, a predicted model, not a curated record
AUAAGAACACGAGGAUAAUACAAUGAGAGCAGCAAGAAGUAGAGGAAGAAAGGAACUCAAACAAAGCUAGCUAUAGCUAAACAUGGACACAGCAAAUCUCCUAAAACCGCGAAAUCAUAUAACCCCAUUUCAUUUUCUCUCCAGAGCUCUUCCCUUUCGCUCUUCCCACUUUGCCCACUUCAAACUCAAACUCAAACUCAAGCACAAGCACUUCCACCUCUCUCUCUCCUCCCCUACCUUCUGCUCUCUCUCGGAGAGAGGAAAUGGGAGUUCUUUGCCUUGUGGGGUUGGUGAGGCAGUGAGCCAGGUUUCAACAAGAAAGCUUCUUCAAGUUGUAUUGGUUUCACCUCAGAUUCCUGGAAACACAGGUUGUAUUGCCAGAACAUGUGCUGCAUCAGCUGUUGGACUACACCUAGUUGGGCCUUUAGGAUUUCAGGUGGAUGAUGCGAAGCUAAAGCGUGCAGGGUUGGAUUAUUGGCCAUAUGUGGUUGUUAAAGUUCAUGACUCAUGGAUGGAGUUUCAAGACUAUUUCAGGCAACAGGAUGCGGAAAAGCGGUUGCUUGCGUUCACCAAAAGAGGAACAGCAAUUCAUUCAGACUUUUCAUACAGAAGAGGUGAUUAUCUCAUAUUUGGCUCAGAAACUAGUGGCCUACCUCCUGAGGCUCUGCUGGACUGCAAAAGUGAAACCUUUGGCGGGGGUACCAUUCGGAUUCCAAUGGUUGAAACCUACGUUAGAUGUCUAAAUCUCUCUGUAAGUGUUGGCAUCGCCUUGUAUGAAGCUUCCAGACAGCUAAACUAUGAACAACUUCAAAUCCCAUCCGAAAAUUGUAUGGAUACAGAACAAUCUCAAUCAUUUAUUACUGCGGAUAUAUUUGCUUAAUUCAAUGGUAGCAGGUUUCAUAGUUUAUUGGAACCUUGAACUUCAUCCAAUGGAGAUCGCAUUUUUGGAAGAAGUAUAGACUAUAGACUGCAGUGUUCAUUCAUUUAUAGACAGGACAAGAUUAUUAUAGGACUAUUUGAUCCUUCUGAGUUUUAUUGUGAUUGUAUGACAUUUAUUAAUUAGUUUACCUUUUUGUGCUA